GAACUCCAUUGUUCUAUUUCACAAUUACGUAAAGUUUAGACUGUGAAAAACAUAAAUUCGUUCAGUUAAUGUCAGGAAAAGGCUUACAAGCUUCAGUGUGUGUAAAUUACAGAGGAAGAGCCGUUUAGUUAAAGAGCUUCGUACAAGGUGCAUUUACGGCUAAGAAUACUGCCUCAACAUGCAAACCCCGAAAGUCAAAGAGGGCAAACCGAAGAAGGUCAGAACAUCCAAGGGCAAGGAGGGUGGCGGCGGCGGUGGCGAUGCCGAUGACUUCGAUGCCUGGAUGAAAUCGCGACAAUUGAUCAAGCCGGAUGACCAAUUGGAGCUGACAGAGGCCGAGCUGGGCGAGGAGGUCACCAAGGUGCUAACACCAACCAAUACGAAUGUGCUGCGCAAUUUGGUUGUGUUUAGCUUCAAGGACGGGGAAUACGUGCUGGCACCGACGCCGAGCAAUACAGUUACUUUGAUCAGCUUUGCGGGCAAUUCGCUGCACGUGGAUUCCGAAGAAGCGCGCUACCAGGUGGAGGAGUCCGACGAAAUCGGCUAUCCUUUGCCUAUGCCCAACUAUGCUGUGGUGGAGCAGCGGGAGACUUUGCAGGAAGGCGAAGAGGAAGGCGAAGGCGAUGACGAUGAGAAGAUCGGCGUGGAUGCCAAGCCAGUACCCGAAGGCGGCGACGAGGAAGAGGUCGAAGAGGAAGAGGACGAGGAGGGUAAGCAAGAGGGUGAGCACGCGACGGAGGGCGAAGGUGGCGCCGAGGAAGAAGAGCGCGCAGGAGCACAGCCAGCAAUACCUACUUCAGGCAAAAAGAAGAAGCUCAUCAAUCAGUUCAACUACUGUGAGCGCGCCACUCUCACCUAUGUCAAUCCAAAGCGCAAUGUGGACACCCAGACGAUUCCUCCGCCGCGCUCACAAUUCGGCGGCAACGUGCUGCAGUGGAUCAUCUAUGACAGCUAUAACGAGGACUACGAGGAGCAACAGAAAAUGGGCCAAUUGGCUGGCAAGCGCGUCUCGGCCAAAAAGACUUUCAAAAAGAAAACCGCCCACGCGGAGCAGCUGAACCGCAAAUACCUGAGAUGCUGGCAGAUACUCGAGCGCAUGAUCAACCAGAACAUCUUCGACGACAUCGGCAACGACUAUCGCUACUGGGAGGAUCCGGCCGAUGAGUAUCGCGAGGGCGAGGGCAACCUGCUGCCACUUUGGAAAUUUCAAUACGAGAAGACCAAGAAGAUGAAUGUCACCGAGCUCGUCUUCAAUCCAAGCUAUUACGAUCUCUUCGCCGUUUGCUAUGGCUCGCAUGAUUUCCUAAAGCAGCACAAUGAGGGCUACCUGUGUCUGUUUACCGUGAAGAACCCAGCCUAUCCGGAUUACAUAAUUCAAACGGACUGUGGCGUCAUGUGCUGCGAUAUACAUCAGAACUAUCCCUUCCUGGUGGUUAUUGGACUCUACGAUGGCAACGUGGCUGUCUACGAUCUGCGCGAUGGCUGCAAGGAGCCGAUGUACGUGUCCAGAGGCGUCAAGUGUAAGCACGGCGAGUGCGUCUGGCAGGUGAAGUGGGGUCCGGAUAUGGCCGAUGGUGAAAUCAACUUUUACUCCGUGUCCUCCGAUGGCUGCGUCUUCAGCUGGAUCCUCAUGCAGAACAAGCUGUGGGUGACCACCAUAAUUACGCUCUAUAUCGAGAACGGCAUUGCGGAUGGCCCAGACGGCACGAAAGUAACGCUCAGAAGCGGCGGCUCCUGCGUUCAAUUCCAUCCGACGAACCCGACCGUCUUUCUCGUUGGCACCGAAAUCGGUCUGAUCUACAAGUGCAGCACGUUAUUUAGCUCCAAGUAUCUGAUGACCUACGAUGCGCACAACAUGUCCGUGUAUCGCAUCGAUUACAAUCGCUUCGACUCGAACAUUUUUGUCUCCUGUAGCGGCGAUUGGCGCGUCAAGGUGUGGGAGGAUAUGCGCGCCGAUCCGCUCUUCAUAUUUGACCUGGGCUCUGCCGUGGGCGAUGUCAAGUGGGCGCCGUACUCCAGCACCGUGUUCGCAGCUGUCACCACUGAGGGCAAGGUGCACGUCUUCGAUCUCAAUGUGAACAAGUACAAGCCCAUCUGCGUGCAGGCCGUAGUGCCCAAGCGCAAGAAUAAGCUCACUCGCCUGGCCUUCAACGAGAAGCUGCCCUUCAUCAUUGUGGGCGACGAGAAGGGCGCCACCACCUCUCUGAAGCUGUCACCCAAUCUGCGCCUCAUGGUCAAGCCGCCCAAGAAGCAGCUCUAUCUCGAUCAGCUAACACUGCAAACCGCCAAGUUAGAAAAGCUGUUAUCCUUGGUGCGCGAGCUGCCGGACGGCGAUCAAGCACCCGAUGUAGCCACGACUGUGAAUACCUAGAGCUAAUGUAUUAUAUUUUGAUAAGUUACAUAUAUAAAAUUAGUACAGAGUUCUUUAUUGUAUA
Molecule: messenger RNA, 2435 nt
Organism: Drosophila hydei
Lineage: Eukaryota; Metazoa; Arthropoda; Insecta; Diptera; Drosophilidae
Product: dynein intermediate chain 2, ciliary
Exons: 6
Coding region: 179-2371 (730 amino acids)
Biological process (GO): outer dynein arm assembly; cilium movement
Cellular component (GO): outer dynein arm
Molecular function (GO): dynein light chain binding; dynein heavy chain binding
Source: RefSeq, a predicted model, not a curated record